AUGUCCGUCCUCCGGGCGAAGGGGGUGCUGCUGGCAACGGGAAACCGUAAACCAGAGAAAUCGGAGUGGGCGGCUACAGAGCACACCAGCAGGGCCAUAAGCGACCUCGACGUGCCAGGCGGUGAGCUCGCCGUUGCGCAUGGCGAGCGCGGGUCACUGACUUUCUCGCCCAGAGUUCCUGAUCAGCAUUUGCCAUUUGUAUUUCCCGCGCGGGCUACCCCCAUUUCGCGACUCUAUUCCGGUCGCGGCGGCGGCAUCGAUCCGGCGAAAUUUGACCCUCAUUCGUGCCCCGAAGGAAGCGUGCAGCCGAGUAUGUAUGCCCGCGCGACUCGUGUGCCCACGGUUUUCUCUCUUCCCGUCAAAGAGCGCGACGGCCUGCACGGCGAAGACACAGACUUCGACGCGCACGAACACGACACGCGACUGAUCACCGGCCUUGUCGCGCUCGGAGAGCGCGUCUACGUCCGGAAUCCGCCCAGGAACUGGCGCACUACAGAGGCACGUAACCUGCUAGCCUUCCUCACACCCCACACCGGCAAUCUACUUCCCCCCGCGACUAUGGCGAAGAAACGGCGCUCGCUGCAGUCCCUCUUCAUUCCUAGCGACGCGUCGCACGCCCGCACGCCCAGCAAGGAGUCCGUCGCGUCCUAUUCCUCUACCGGCUCCGACUCGGCCACGCCGACCCCGAGCCAUUCACCCCCGCCUGCAGAUUUACUCGACGAUGAUCCCUUCGCCAACCUAGCAUUACCCCGCGUCUCCCCCUCUGCUCCGCCCAGCACGCCCGUCAUGGCUGCCCCCACCCCGCGCUCCCCUCUUCGCGAGACACACAACUUCUCGACGGACACGCUCAUACCAACCCUGCGCUCGCUCGCCGAGUCGCCAACUCCGCCGCCUGUGCCGCCGAAGGACGAUCUGCCGUUUACGCGACCUACCACUCCGCGUGCAUCGUCCUCGGAGGCACGGCCUGCUCUGGCGCGUCCAGCAUCUCAGAGACCCGCUUUCAAGACGCCUAUGAUUCGCAAUGGCCGCGUUGGCGCGCGUCUACCGUUAGAACCAUGGGCAGACGAGCCAGCGACGCCGAACAUCACUGCACCGCCGUCUACGCCCUCUUUGAGCAGCGUUUUCGAACUCCAAGAACCAGUGAACUCAAUCUCCGCACCGCCUACCCCAUCCACCAGCUCUAUGCCGGACUUCACCUCCUCCCUCGACUACUCCUCCCACCCCGACUACAUCUCUGCCCCCGACUACAGCUCCAACGACUCGCGCUCAAACAGCGACGAGGAGACGGAAGAGACCACGAGCAGCGAAGAGGAAGAGCUGCAGAUUGGCGAAUCUUACGCCGCCGCCGCAAACGUGUACCUGCCCUCGAACCUUGGUCUUCCGGACUUCGAAGAACCGGCGCUCUCGCGGCGCCUAUCGCGGGUUACGCAGUCCCCGUCGCGGCUGCAGCACUCCCUCUCGCGCAUGCCGUCUCUCGCCCGCUCCUCCUCCUCUUCCUCUGGCUCGUCAUCAGGCCUGCCAACCGAUGCCAGCAUCGACUUCGGCUGGGACGGAUACAUGGCCGAGGAAGAGACUAGCCCAGCACCAACUGACCUCCCUUCGUACCCGUGGGGAGGCAGGGAUCGUGACUCCUUUACGGACGCAGGCAGGGAUUCCUUUCUAGAAGGCUCGCCCAGAUCCUUUCGCGAGUCCUUUCUGAGCGAAGGGCGCGAUCCCUUUCUAGCGGACGCGCCCGACUCGUUCAGCGAGUACGCAAACUUCCUCGCUGCCGCGCGCGGGUCCAUCCUGCUCAGCAACCGUGACUCCUACCUCACCCUUCCCGCCACGCCCCACGCCUCGUUCUGCUCGUCGACGUCGCAGGACACGCUGCGUCCGCUGUCCCAGUUUCGCAUGGCGCUCGCGCGCAUCGCGGACGGGGAUGAGCCCAACAACAGCACGUCGUCCGCCGAGCCUUCUGAUGCGGGAGAGUGGGGGCAGGCUGGUGGAAGCGGGAGCGGCUCGGCACCGAUGAGCUCGUCCGCGUACGCCGCGGCGUUCGCUAGUGGGAGCGGCGCGGGCCGCUGGCGCGCGGGUGGGCAGCAGGGCGGCGGAGGGGCUGGUGGUGCGGGCGGGGAGCCGCCGCGCCGGCCGACGAACAUUUUCUCGUCGGCGAGUGAGACGGAGAGCAGCAGCAGCAGCUCGUCGAGCAGCGAAGAUGGCGAUGAUGUGCCGCUUGCUCAGCGCAUCCCUGGUGCACUGCGCGCCCAGCGGACUAUCCGGCGCAAGGUGCGCGAGGAGAGGGAGGAGCGGCGGCGAGAGCGGGCGGCGCAGAAGGCCCAACAGCACCCAGUACCUGCCAUCCCGAGCACUUCGCAGACUCAAUCAGCAAGCACGAGCGCCAACCACCGGGCGCAUCCAACUCGCGGGCAGACGAUGCCGGUCCCCGCCCAGGACCUGACCGCGCGCCUGCAGCACAUCCAGCAAGCCGGCUUCCUGCACGGCCCGCCGCCCGAGCGCGCAAAGACGGUGCGCACCGCGCGCUCGUUCACGGACGCCCACCAGGCGCACGCGCAGGUCGAACGCAGCCGGACGCACGUCGAGCGGAGCAAGAGCCAGGUGCGCAGCCGCAGCGUCGCCCCCCGCGGCGAGGGCGCCCCCGUCCAGCGUAGCAAGUCCCACGUUCGCGGCGGCGACGCGCCCGUACAGCGCAGUAAGAGCCAAGUGCGCGGCGCCCCAGAGCCCGUGUCGCCCACUGCAGAGCCUGUCCCUAUGCCCCGCGUCAGCGUCGAGCGGGGGCGUUCAGUACGCGCCGCGGGCUCCUCGGAGCUGGAUCGCGGCCGGUCGGUCCGGCGGGCCCCAGAACGGCAGGCGACGGUGCCGAUGCCGCCGAUGCCUCCGGUGCCGGCUGUCCCUGCUGCGAUAUCGGCGGUCACGGAGCAGACACGCAUCUUCGUUGGCGACCGCCAGCGAUUCCAUACUGUAGAGGUGGGCCCCGCGACACGGGCGAGCGAUGUUAUAGACGUCGUCGCCGCGGAAGGCGUUCUCGAUCAGUGGGUCGGCUCUGGCGGAUGGAUGCUGUUCGAGGUGGCGCAGGAUUUCGGCAUGGAGCGUCCUAUCCGGCCCUUCGAGCACGUCGCCGACGUUCAGGCAGGCUGGAACAAGGACAAGACCGUGAACACGCUGGUUCUGAAGCUCACGCCGUUGGAGAUCAAGUUGCGACCGUCGUCUCUGCCGCAAGCGUCUCCUGUGCAUGGCGCCUACGUCGAGUGGGAGAGCCGGCGGGGCAAAUGGACCAAGCGCUAUCUGCGACUCAAAGAACAUGGCCUAUGGAUGUCAAAGCGGGACAAUGGAAAGGAUGCUGUUCUGCUGUGCCAGCUAUCCAACUUUGAUGUCUACACCGUGACGCGGCUGUACAAGGCGCCAAAGCCCUUCGUCUUCGCGAUCAAGUCCACGGACAACCUCUCCUACUUCGAAGACACUGCCGACUACCUCCACGUCUUUUCCUGCCAGCCCUACGACGGCGAGAAAUGGGUGGAGAAGAUCAUGCUCGCGAGGGUACGUGCCGUCAUCGGUUCGCUCGGCCUGAGCUCACAAAACCCUGCAGUCCUACGUCCUUUGCCAAGAGCGCAAUGUACUCUCCUCGACGAAACCCGCUCCAGCGCCGCGCGUGCGGAAAAACACCAUCUCCCGUCCAAAUCAGCAGCCCCUCGUCAACGUCGCGCCUGCGAACGUCUUCGAGCCUGGCUCGCUAUUGCACAAGACCUGAUCGUAGCCAUCGUCUCUCUUGGGUCCCGGAACCUUAUCCACCUCGUGCUUGUUUACCCUCUUUGGAUUUUUCGUCGGGUCCGCACAGUAUUUUCUUGGUUUGAUCGUGGAUCCUGUGUCCUGCUUGAUUCUGGAUCCUUGUCCUGGCGUUUGCACUUCAUCUUCGCCCUUGCGUUGCCACCUUAUCCUUAG
Molecule: messenger RNA, 3936 nt
Organism: Schizophyllum commune H4-8
Lineage: Eukaryota; Fungi; Basidiomycota; Agaricomycetes; Agaricales; Schizophyllaceae
Exons: 7
Coding region: 1-3936 (1311 amino acids)
Source: RefSeq, a predicted model, not a curated record